Penicillium argentinense is the source of this 1545-nucleotide messenger RNA. RefSeq lists its product as uncharacterized. Gene Ontology annotation, molecular function: transmembrane transporter activity. Gene Ontology annotation, biological process: transmembrane transport. NCBI's taxonomy places the organism in Eukaryota, Fungi, Ascomycota, Eurotiomycetes, Eurotiales, Aspergillaceae. The coding region runs from base 1 to 1545 and encodes 514 amino acids. The transcript has 5 exons. Gene Ontology annotation, cellular component: membrane. The record is from RefSeq and is a predicted model, not a curated record.
AUGACUGACCAGCAGAACGCCGCCCCCAAACCCGCCGCGAUGCAUGUCGAAGGCACCGACACCGGCAAAAUCCACAAUGGCGACGCGGCGCUGGCGCUGUUCGAAAAUCUCGAGGACAUGCACGAGUCCUUUGAGCCAGGCGAGGAGAAGCGCCUAGUUCGGAAGAUCGAUUGUAUGAUCUUGCCCUUCCUGGCUGUUUGCUAUGCAUUCUACUAUAUCGACAAAACGACGCUCUCCUAUGCGGCCAUAUUUGGCAUUGAAGAGGAUUUGAAUCUAUCUGGUACCGAAUAUUCCUGGCUGUCGAGUGUGUUCUACUUUGGCUUCCUCGUCUGGUCGCUUCCAACCAAUCUCCUCAUGCAACGAUUUCCAAUCGGUAAAUACUUGGGUAUCAACAUUUUCCUCUGGGGAUUCUUUCUGAUGCUUCAGGCUGCUGCAAAGAAUUUCACGCAACUAGCCGUCCUUCGCGUCAUUUCAGGUGCUGCCGAAGCAUGCAGCGACCCUGCGUUCAUGCUCAUUACGAGUAUGUGGUAUACUCGUCGCCAGCAGCCCAUUCGUAUUGGCCUCUGGUAUACGGCCAAUGGCUUCGGUAUUGCCGUCGGUGGCCUCCUCGGCUAUGGCAUUGGGCAGAUCAAGGGCGCUCUCGCUUCGUGGAAAUAUGAAUUCCUGAUCAUCGGCGCUCUCUGCUCUGCGUGGGGCAUUGUUAUGAUCAUUUUUCUGCCUGACUCCCCAGUGACAGCACCGCAGCUAUCCGACCGUGAGAAACGACUGGCGGUUGAGCGCCUCCGUGACAACCAAACCGGUAUCGAGAACAGGACCCUCAAGCCGCGGCAGAUCCUCGAGGCCUUUUUGGACUGGAAGGUGUGGACCUUCUUUCUGUUGGGCUUUUCGGGAAAUAUCCCUAAUGGAGGGAUCUCGAAUUUUGGAACUCUGAUCAUCAAGGGAUUUGGAUUCAGUACCUUGGUUACCACGCUCAUGCAAAUUCCCUACGGCGCCUUUAUUGCAAUCAUGAUUUUGGCAGCCGUCUUCAUCAACGACCGACUCCCCCGCAACAAUCGGUGCAUCGUGGCCGUGGUCUUUUUACUGCCCAAUCUAGCCGGGUCUUUCGGUCUCUGCUACGUGCCCCAAUCCAAUCAGGUCGGCCGACUGAUCUGCUAUUACCUGACGGGAUCAUACAAUGCCUCGUUCGUGAUCAUUCUAUCGAUUCUGACUGGUAAUAUUGCCGGUCAUACUAAAAAGGUGAUCACCAACGCCAUGAUCUUCCUGGGCGUCUGCGCUGGCAACAUCGCUGGCCCCUUCUUCUACAAAGCGGACCAAGCCCCCGGCUACUCUCUGGGAAUCUGGUCCAUGAUCGUUGCGAACUUUGUCGAAAUUGGCUUGAUUCUCUUCCUCGGGGCGUGUCUCGCAUGGGAGAACCGUCGUCGUGAUCGGAUGCAGGACAUUGUUCCUGGCGGCGAUGCAGACUACAUGCGGCAGCUCGAGCUCGAUCGCACGGCGUUUAGCGACUUGACGGACAAGGAAAACAUGAAUUUCCGGUACUUGUAUUGA